GUGUGUGGUGCCUCUGGAGAGAAUGGGAUAAGAAAGCAGUGUGGGCUCUGUGUGCGAGGAGCGGGGUGUAUGUGUGUGUAUAUAUGGCCUUGGGGAGAGGAGGGGUACGUAUGGGUGCCUUGGGAGAUGUCAGGGUGCCAGAGGGAGGUGUAGGGUACCCGCUGAGCUUUUGCAGAUGGAAAAACAGGGGAGUUGGGUGUCCCUUCUCCAACUCCUGGCUGUGUGAGCCGAACCAGGACAGGUGUCCUCGAAGGCUUGUGCAGCGCCGUGUUUCGAUAGCCAAGGAGGUCUGUGCUGCGAAUGGCUCCUAGAAAACAAAACCUCAUGAAAUUUUGAUUGCCUGGAUUUAAUGGGGCUCCGAUAGCAGAGGGGAGGUACUGUGACCACGGUCUUGGAAACUCCCAGAGGGAAUAUGAAAGGCAAGUUGUACUCUACAGCAUCCGCAAUCAGUUACGAUACCGGAAUAACUUAGUUAAGCAUGUCAAGAAAGAUGAACGUAAAUAUUAUGAAGAACUGUUAAAAUACAGUCGAGAUCAUCUCAUGUUGUACCCUUAUCAUUUGUCUGACAUCAUGGUGAAAGGUCUGAGGGUAACACCAUUUUCCUAUUACACAGGCAUAAUGGAGGAUAUAAUGAAUAGUGAAAAAAGCUAUGAUUCUUUACCCAACUUCACUGCAGCUGAUUGUCUAAGACUUCUCGGCAUAGGAAGAAACCAGUAUAUUGAUCUAAUGAACCAAUGUAGGUCUUCAAAAAAAUUUUUCAGAAGGAAAACUGCUCAUGAUCUGUUACCCAUGAAGCCUGUGGAGAUUGCUAUAGAGGCGUGGUGGGUCGUGCAGGCCGGCUACAUCACUGAGGAUGACAUCAAGAUUUGUACUACAUCAGAGAAGUCUGCUAUUGAUAAGAUAAUUGAUUCAGGUCCUCAGCUGGCUGGUUCAUUAGACUUCAAUGUAGUUCACAGUUUGUAUAACAAAGGAUUUAUUUACCUUGAUGUACCAAUAUCUGAUGAUAGCUGUAUAGCAGUGCCACCACUUGAAGGUUUUGUUAUGAACAGAGUGCAAGGUGAUUACUUUGAAACGCUCCUUUACAAGAUAUUUGUUUCAAUAGAUGAACACACUAAUGUGGCAGAGCUGGCAAACGUGUUAGAGAUUGACUUAUCUUUAGUAAAGAAUGCUGUGUCCAUGUAUUGUCGGUUAGGCUUUGCUCAUAAAAAAGGCCAAGUAAUAAACCUGGAUAAUCUUCAUCCAUCGUGGAAGAAUGUUCCUUCAGUAAACAGACUGAAGAGUACUUUGGAUCCUCAAAAGAUGCUGCUUUCAUGGGACAGUGGGGAAAACAGAAGUCCUGUACAGGAAGCUGGGUCAUCAGCCACAGAUACAGAUACCAACAGUCAAGAUGAUCCAGCUGAAACAGCCAGCGUGAGCAGCCUGAACCUGUCUAGUGGGCACACAAAGCGCAUUGCCUUCCUGUUUGAUUCUACUCUCACUGCCUUUUUAAUGAUGGGAAAUCUUUCACCAAACUUGAAAAGUCAUGCAGUCACUAUGUUUGAAGUUGGGAAGCUGUCAGAUGAGAGUCUUGACAGCUUCUUGGUGGAGCUGGAAAAGGUUCAAAGCACAGGUGAAGGGGAAGCACAGCGGUACUUCGAUCAUGCACUUACACUGAGAAACACGAUACUGUUUUUGCGGCAUAACAAAGACCUGGGGGCACAAGCUGUACAGCCUGAUCAACCAAACAACGGGUUCCCCUUGGACCUGUUACGAUGCGAGAGUUUGCUCGGUUUGGAUCCAGCGACCUGCAGCAGAGUUCUCAACAAAAACUAUACUCUGCUGGUUUCCAUGGCACCACUCACCAAUGAAAUUCGACCGAUUAGUAGCUGCACACCCCAGCACAUUGGACCUGCAAUACCAGAAGUCAGUUCAGUUUGGUUCAAACUCUAUAUUUACCACAUAACUGGACAAGGACCACCCUCUCUGUUGCUUUCUAAAGGAACACGCCUUCGAAAACUUCCAGACGUUUUUCAGGGUUAUGAUCGCUUACUAAUAACAUCUUGGGGUCACGACCCAGGAGUAGUUCCUACUUCAAAUGUGCUCACAAUGUUGAAUGAUGCUUUAACACAUUCUGCUGUUCUAAUUCAGGGGCAUGGCAUGCAUGGAAUGGGAGAAACAAUGCACAUACCUUUCCCAUUUGAUGAAGCUGAGCAACAGGGAGACUUCUCUCGUGUGAACAUGGGCAUUCAUACGGCUUUAAAAAUAUUGAGAAACAAAGUGGACUUGCAGCAUUUUUGUGGCUAUGUCACAAUGUUGAAUCCUUCAAGUCAACGUGCUAAUAGAAAGCUGAGUGAUACUUCUGAUGGAAGAGGAGAGACUGAACUAACAUCAGGAUCUGAUGUAAAUGGGAGCACAGAAUCAUUUGAGAUGGUAAUAGAAGAAACCUCAGUGGAUUCUGCAGUCAAACAAAACCUUGAAGUACCCACAAAUGAACUGGAAUGGGUUCCACUGGAAUUAUGCUUUGGCAUUCCACUAUUCAGCUCUGAAUUGAAUCAGAAGGUCUGCAGAAAAAUCGCCACUCAUGGAUUAUGUAGAAAAGAAAGCCUUCAAAAACUCUUACAUUCCAGUAGAAAGCUGUCUCUUCAGGUCCUUAAUUUUGUUCAUUCAUUCCAGGAAGGUAUUUCAACACUGGAUCAGCUCCAUGAUGCUGGUUCUUCAAGUUCGCUUUUGCAGCCAAUUUCUGCAGACGUGGGUGUUCCUCUUCCUGCCAAGAAUCUCAUGUUCAAGGAAGGUGUAUUAUCCGAAUGGAACGGAUGGGCCCCUUCUUCAGUUUUUUUCAAUCACACUUAAGGAACAAGUCAAACAGAGGUUCUUGAGCAUUGAUCACUAAAUGCCUUUCUUCUAUUAUGGUUAAUUCCUAGUGCCAACCACUAAGAAGUUGUACUGCUGCUGCAGCAUAACCCAUGUAAAAGUAGUGUUACAAAAAUGUGUUGUGUUGCAGUAUUGGGGAAGUACUUAAACUGUCUAGAACUUGUUACUCAUUACUGCAUAUCUUGCUGCAACAGAGAGCUUUUUAGCUGUCAGCACUAUUUUUAUCUUGAGACAAUCUUUCUUUUAUAAUUAAACAUGCCCUUUCUAGGCUUUCUGAUGAUUGUUAAAUUUCUAUGCUGUCACCACAAAAUUGCAAUAGUAGUUUUCUAUGUUCGUUACUCAGACAUGAAUUCUGUUUAGUUUUGUACUGUAUUACUGAAAAUCUUUCUGUAUAAAGGUAAGAGAUUUGUCUCUUCCUCUGAAAGCUCAGUGAUACCAAGUGAUUAAAAAAAAAGUAUCAUGGUGAUAUGGGGCAUUAAGAAUUGUUGAAUUCAGCUUAACAGUGGGAUCUUGACAAAUCAGUACAAUGGCAAGAGGAGACUGAGGUAGUGCAGACUCAAAGUCCUGCUGAUGACCUAAGGCCGCUUUGAAGAUGCUGCACUUUCAUCUCUGGCAGAAUUUGAUGGAGGUAUGGAAUUGUGGAAGGUCUGAAGUGGUCAUCUCUGUUCGCAGAGUUCAUAGUGAUAAUGGACUCAUCCUGCUCUUUGUAUGAAAGCAGGAGUGUAUGAGAUCUGAUCACACUGGGAGUUAGUCUGCUGUAACUUGAAGCUGUUGAUGAUUUCUGUUUGUGGGCAAACUCUUGUUGUCAUAAGUUGAGUUUAAGGGAUAUAACUAGUUCUGUCUUAUUGAUUAAUGUUUGAAAGAACAGAGCUCUUGAUUUUUCAUGUCAGUCAUUAGCAAAGAAAGGUAACAGCAGAGGAUGUAUAGGCAGAGACUUCUCUGAAUCUGUGUUCCUUGAACCAUUAACUAUUGAUUAUGACAAAAACUAACAGCUAAAAUCAUGUUCUGGCUCUGUUUGUAGGGGAUGAUUUUAUGUAACAUGAUUUUACUUUGUUUAUAUUAGGUAGUAACUUCUUGCCAGCUUAAAAAAGUCUGUCCCGUUUAGCACACAAGGAGAACAGGAGAAUGUAAUAUGUUAAGACUUCUUUGCCAACUCCCUUCUUUACUAGAGCUGCCUUGUUUUAAAUAGUCAUAAUUAAAAUGGGACUUAACUGUCCUGUCAUUACUAGCCUGCAAUACAUAAUGGGCCAAAGAUCUGUGGUACAGAUGAUGCUGGACAGCAGCAAGGAGGAAAAUGGCAACAUUUGGGUUUGUAUCCUGUUCUGCAUGGCUAUAAGAAAAAUCAGGACAGAAGCUGGAAAAGGACAAAUGCACCACGAUAGGACAGUGCAGUGACUUCAGUUACAACUGUGAAAAUUCCUUUCUCUUUCCUUUGCUUUAUGUACAUUCCUAGUGUAAGUGUAGGACUUGCGCUCUAAAAAACUGGAAGUCUGUAGUACUUCGGUUUACUCAGUGCUGCUUUCUUACAUCUGUUUUUUUCUGGAAUUUUACCAACAACAGCUGAACUUACUAUUCUGCAUAUAUUACAGAGUUACAUUAUCCAUAUGAAGUUGAUCAUUUAUACUACAGUGACUUCUGUACUGGACACGCAUAUUCUCCAUAGUGGUUUUUAAGUUGCCUUAUUUCCUUCAAAUGAAAUUGAGGAGGAAUUGGAUGUCAGUCUGCUAGAAAUGGCAAACAUUUACUGUGAGAACUGUUACAGGGAGAUUAAGCCACUACCUAGCACUGCAGAGUAAUUAAGCAGUAGGUGAUGGCUUACACUUUCAGGACUAUAGAUGUUACUUUAAGUGCUACAGUAAGCUGCAGUAGGUGAGCUAGUUUGCUGUUUUGUAUUGAAUUUUGCCAUGCACUGUCUAUACUAGUAUGUAAAGUGAUGAUAGUGCCAGUUUUAUGGAAGUUUGAAAAUAGAUGAAAACUUAUUGUUCUCACUGCAUAUUCUUCAGUGUUGCUAAGUGAAGGAUGCCCUUUGUUAUUUAGGUGGUCUAAAGUAAAGUUUCUAAAUAAAAGUAGAGUUGUUUAAUCCCCAUAAGUCUUCUGGUGAGAAUUCCAGAUAUGUUUCAGUUUUUUAGAACUCGGCCACUCUAAUUUAGGGGCUUCAACUCUGGUUUAGAGCUUAAAUAUUCAAGUCUGCAUAUCUGAAGUUUACUGAAUAGAUUGCAACCAAAGAAGUCCACUGAAAUACCUGAAACUCUACUACAGCACCAGUGCUUGGGAUGGUCAAGAGGCUUCAAACUAUGUGACUUUUGUUUUAAAUAUGGUGUAAAAACCCAAAAGAUCUCAAAGAUCUUCAUACCAAAAGAACCUAUUUUAUAUUGUAUUGCAAAUAAAGACAAAUUAAAUCAAUUUCUUUUCUUCAGGUAGUUUUAUUGACUGUGGAGAAAAUCAUAUGCAUUACACAUUGUAAACCCGUUUUAAGUUUCUGUUUCAGCAAGAUUUUUAAUUUGCAGAAGAGAGCUUGGCUUUGUGCUCUGACACAGCCCAAGUAGUAUUGAAGCCAGAUGGAUAUACCUGAAGAUGUUCAGGAGCCAGUUAGGAAGUGUGUUAUGUUUGUUUUCAGUUUUUUUGAUCAUGACUUAUUAUUGCACAGUUCUUUUUUUCUUUUCCUUCAUUGUUCUCAAAUUUCCCCUUACUUUCUUGUUCAGUGUUUCAAAUGUUUUGUAUUUUGAAAGUUUUAAAGUACAACUGUAACCAAAUACAGUUGUGCUCUUCUAGUGUGACAUUGUUAAUAUUAUAAAUUGAAUUGUACAAAGUCUGUGUUCAAUUAAAUUAUUGACACAUGUAACAAAUGUUUACAAAUAAACUGUGGUGUAGGUCAAACCAUGUGCAGAA
Messenger RNA from Chiroxiphia lanceolata (lance-tailed manakin), 5739 nucleotides. It is a transcript of the gene FAM91A1, whose product is annotated as family with sequence similarity 91 member A1. The record is from RefSeq and is a predicted model, not a curated record. Bases 541 to 2829 code for a protein of 762 amino acids. Gene Ontology annotation, cellular component: trans-Golgi network; cytoplasmic vesicle. Gene Ontology annotation, biological process: intracellular protein transport. The transcript has 24 exons. Lineage: Eukaryota; Metazoa; Chordata; Aves; Passeriformes; Pipridae.